AUGAAUUAUCCUUUAAAGAAAAAAUAUUUAUUAAAUAAUUAUUUACCUGAAAAUAUUUUAAUACGGAAUUUUUCAAAGUUAAAAUGUAAGCUUUUUUGUAACUUUUCAUUAAAUAAUUAUGGUUAUUUAAAAAAAGAUAAAUUAAAUAAAUUCAAAAAUAUUUAUUAUCGUAAGAAAGGGGAAAUGCAUAUAGCAUAUUCUAAGAAUUAUAAAUGGAGCAAAGAGUCAAAUAAAAAAAAAAAAGAAUAUUGUGAAGAUCAAACAUCAAAAAAAUUCCUAUAUUACCCAGAAAGCACUUCAUUUCCAUAUGGAACUAUAUGUAUCGUUUUAGGGAUGGUAGGUGUUUCAACUUUCCUUAAAAUUUUGAUAUACAACUUAAGGAAUUGCGAUACUGAAGAAAAUAUUUUAUUACAAAUAGACAAAAUAUUAGAUUACUUAGAUAACUAUUUUAUCAUAUAUAACUCUGAAUCAAAUAAAAAAAAUAUAAAUAAAAGUGAUAUAUUUGACAUAAAAUAUUUAACAUCACAAUUUUUUACAAAUGAAAAUAUAUUGCAAUGUUCCGUUCAAUUAUCCACAUUUUUUUUAGCUUCUCGAUUUCUUGAAAAGCAAUAUGGUUCUAUAAGAUUUCUGGCAUUAUUUUUAACUGGUUCCUUACUUUCCAUUCUUGUUAGUUUUUAUUUUUUUAAAUAUAUCAAGAAAGUAGAAUCAUUAAAUUUUAUAGAUUUUGUACUUAUACAUCCCUCAGGUUCAAUGGCCUUUAUAUGUGCUUUAUGCUCAUUGUGCUUCAAAAAUUCUUCUAUUUGGAAAAAUAUACCUGUGCAUUGUUCUAUAUUAAUAGUACCUUAUCUAUUUUCAAGUUUUUAUGGGCUUUUAUCAUUAUAUAAAAUUAAAAAAUAUAAUUUUAUAGAAGAAUCAAAGGAAAAUGAUGCAAAUAUUAACGAAAAUAUCCUGUUGCAGAAUAAAGACACAAUUUUAGAAAAUAAAUCAGAAAAAAAUUCACCAAGUAAUAAAGUUAUUAAUAUUACAGAUGACAAUGUCAUAAAACAAAAAAAUGAUAUGAACAAUAAAAAUAAAGAAAAUUAUUAUAACAGUAACCUUAUCCAAAAAAACGAAAACAAAGUUUUAAAUAUAUUAAAGAACUUUUUAAUCAUUAAUGCAUGUGAUUCUAUCAUUCAGAAAGGAAAAAAGGAAAAUAUGUUUUCUAAUAAAAGAAUAAUAAAUCUAAAAAAAGAAGCUUUAAAAAAUAUUAAUGAAAUAAAUAAUAAAUCUCAAAAAAUAUUUUUUGGACUAUCUUCUUCUUUUACAGAUAUAUUUGGCAUAAUUUUAGCCUCAACGACAUUUCUAUUUUUAAAAUUUUUGAAAUAA
Molecule: messenger RNA, 1365 nt
Organism: Plasmodium gallinaceum
Lineage: Eukaryota; Apicomplexa; Aconoidasida; Haemosporida; Plasmodiidae
Product: conserved Plasmodium protein, unknown function
Exons: 1
Coding region: 1-1365 (454 amino acids)
Source: RefSeq, a predicted model, not a curated record